AUGCAAAUCACCAAUGCUUGGAAAAGGCUAUCAGCCAAACAACUCGGGUUUGUUAUCCAAACCUUUUCUCUGAUAGCAAUCUUUUUCGAGGGCUACGAUCAGCAGGGUGUUAUGGGAGGCGUGAAUGCCAGCCCUCGAUAUGUCCAAGAAGUGGACAUCGGCCUGCCAGACGGCACGGUAACGAACGUGACGAAACAAGGUGGCAUCGUGAGCAUAUACUACCUCGGUGCCAUUGUUGGGUGCUUCCUCGGGGGUUGGAUAGCAGACCGACUUGGGCGCAUUAACGGCCUAUUCCUUGCAGCCCUGUUCGCUUUGGUUGGAGGCGCUCUGCAAGCCGCGACGCAGAGUGCCAGUUUCAUCCUGGUAGCUCGCGUCGUGACGGGACUUGGAACUGGAGCGCUGACCGGUAUCACUCCCGUCCUCAUUGCAGAAGUGUCGAACGCAACUCACCGCGGUGGCAUGCUCGGCUACGUCUUCAUCGCCAAUUACCUCGGAAUUUCCAUCGCAUAUUGGUUGUCAUUUGGCCUCUCAUUCAUUGAUAAUGGAUAUUCCGACAUCCGGUGGAGAUUCCUCCUCGCUUUUCAAUGCAUACCUGCAUUGCUGCUGCUGGCAGGCAUCAGACUGCUCCCAGACUCGCCUCGAUUCCUCGCCUCAAAGGGUCGCAAUAAAGAAGCCAGGGAAGUCUUGCAGCACAUACGUGGAAAUGUGGACGUCGAAGUCGAGUUUCAGGAGAUCUGUGCCAUGGCAGAGCACAGCAAGCCAAAUUCUCCCAUCGAAUUCGUGAAGAUACUCUUUGGUAUUGGGCAGCAAUACGCACCACAUCUCUCUCGUAGAGCUUGGCUUUGCCUGUGGCUCCAGAUCAUGGCUUCAUGGACCGGCAUCACUGCCGUGACAGCCUAUUCGCCUGUUCUCCUAAGCCAGGCUGGCUACAGCACUCUCAAGCAGAAUGGCCUUGCCGGCGGCCUCAACACGAUUGGUAUCGUUGGUACGAUUAUAUCUGCGCAGUUGGUGGAUCGAAUAGGGCGUCGUAUUUGUCUGAUGGGAGGAGCCGCAGGCCUGUUCUUGGUCAACCUCAUCGCAGCAAUCCUUUACGAGGUAUCCCUUCACAGGCCCUCGAUAUCCGGAAGCAUCGCUCCGGCAGCGGUGACCAUGCUGUUCCUUUUCAACCUCAUCUAUGCCAGCACUUGGGGUGCGGUCGCCUUCCUGAUCCCGACUGAAAUAUUUCCCAACGAGCUCAGGGCCCAAGGCAAUGGAUUCGGUAUCGCUGGGUGGGCAAUUGGUGUUGGCAUGACGGUGCUCGUAAACCCCAUAAUGUUCGGCGACAUAAAGAGUCGAACCUAUUUUCUCUUCGCGAGACUCAAUCUUCUCUGGAUUCCAAUCGUCUUCUUCCUCUACCCCGAAACAUCCAAGAGAUCAUUAGAGUCAAUCGAGGCCAUGUUCUCGUCCUCGUCACCGCUUUUCAAAGAUAUGGAACAGGCGUAUCGCUCGGUGAACAAAGACUUUGGGGUUGUUGCGGAUGGAGUUGAGCCAGAAAAGAGCUCUUCAUAUGUCGAAGAACAUGUAUGA
Messenger RNA from Zasmidium cellare ATCC 36951, 1566 nucleotides. RefSeq lists its product as uncharacterized. Gene Ontology annotation, molecular function: carbohydrate:proton symporter activity. The record is from RefSeq and is a predicted model, not a curated record. The transcript is spliced from 6 exons. The coding region runs from base 1 to 1566 and encodes 521 amino acids. Lineage: Eukaryota; Fungi; Ascomycota; Dothideomycetes; Mycosphaerellales; Mycosphaerellaceae. Gene Ontology annotation, biological process: transmembrane transport; carbohydrate transport. Gene Ontology annotation, cellular component: membrane.